GCACAAGCUAUCGUCAUUUGGUGUUUGUGGUCGCUGAGACCACGUCCACUGAGCGCCUUGCGCUGAUCACAGGCGCAGGACAUAUGGCAACUCCAGUGGCGAAGCAGUUGGAGACAGUUCGCGCCUAUGAGACCGGCAAUGAUAUCCGGCAGAUGGUGGCAACCUCCGAAGGCGGCAGGGCCUACAAGUUGCUGAAGAGGCGCGAAGAGACCAGAGCUGCCGCUGAAGCCGAGAAGAACAACAUCGAGAAUGAGACCCGAAAACGAAGGCAGAUCGCCAACAUCGCGGACAAGUAUUCCUCGGCGAGUUUGGCGGAGGAUCUCGAGGAGGAGUUUAAGCGACAGACCGUUGGCCUUGUUUCUGCGGAUGAGUUCCGUGCGAAGCGUCAAGCCAUCGACGACAUGAUCCAGGCAACUCAGCAAGCUGAGAAGGACAAGAAGUCCCUACGGGUGAAGAGGACGGUGAAGUCGGCUCAGCUCUCCUUUGAGGCAGAUGACAUGCUGGGGAGUGAUGAGGAGCCAGAGGAAGACUCCGACAGCGACGAAAUGAAAGCCAAAAAGAAGAGGUUUGGCAAGGACCCCAACGCCAAGACCGACUUCCUGUACGAUGCUGAUCGUGAAGCAGAGCUCCUGCGGAAGAAGAAGGAGCUCAUUGUCCAAUACAAGAAGGAGCAAGAAGAGCUCAAGAAGACGAAGUUGGAGGUGACUUAUUCCUAUUGGGAUGGCUCCGGGCACCGGAGGACCUGUGUCAUCGAGCGGGGCUUCACGAUUGGCCAAUUCCUGCAAAAGGCGAAGGCCGACCUGGAGAAGAGCGACUUUCCGGAGUUGCGGACCGUCGGCUCCGACACGUUGAUGUACGUGAAGGAAGAUUUGAUCAUCCCACACAAUGUGACCUUCUACGAGCUCAUCAAGGAGAAGGCCAGGGGGAAGUCAGGCCCCUUGUUCCACUUCGAUGUGCAUGAGGACAUCCGGAUGUCCAACGACUCCCGGAUCGAGAAGGAUGAAAGCCAUGCAGGGAAGAUUGUGGAUAAGAAGUGGUACGAGAAGAGCAAGCACGUCUUUCCAGCCAGUCGCUGGGAGCUGUAUUCUCGGGACAAGACUUACGAGCAGUACACCGUGCAUGGAAACGCGGACCACUCGACCCAGAUCAACGUGAAUGGAGGUGUGAUCAAGUGAAACUGGACUGUGGUUUCAGCCAUGCCCGCCACAUCCGCAGGAACGGGGUUCAGGA
Molecule: messenger RNA, 1230 nt
Organism: Durusdinium trenchii
Lineage: Eukaryota; Dinophyceae; Suessiales; Symbiodiniaceae
Source: the annotation of a GenBank genome assembly